This is a messenger RNA of Hipposideros armiger (great roundleaf bat), 762 nucleotides long. It is a transcript of the gene GNG13, whose product is annotated as G protein subunit gamma 13. The record is from RefSeq and is a predicted model, not a curated record. NCBI's taxonomy places the organism in Eukaryota, Metazoa, Chordata, Mammalia, Chiroptera, Hipposideridae. Gene Ontology annotation, molecular function: G-protein beta-subunit binding. The transcript is spliced from 3 exons. Gene Ontology annotation, biological process: sensory perception of taste; phospholipase C-activating G protein-coupled receptor signaling pathway. Gene Ontology annotation, cellular component: heterotrimeric G-protein complex. Bases 481 to 684 code for a protein of 67 amino acids.
AUCUCCUGAGAGGUCUCAACCUGUGGCUUUGCCAGGCUGGUUCACAAGCAGAAACUGGGCCAAGCGGCUUGUGAAUAGUUCCAGGGGAGACACCAGGCUGCAGCUGUUCUGAGUCCUGGACCAGCUGUGCAGCCUGACCCCCAGGAUCCCCAGCACCCCCCACCCCCAGCCAGAGAUGCAAAUUACAGCCAAAUCCUCCUAGCACAGUAUUAAUUUGCCCCCAGUGGGGGCUUUGCUCAUGCAAAGUGGGGGAGGGGGGGCAAAAAGGGUCCCACCCCUUAUGGGAGUCUGGGCUGCACCUCUGCAACCAGGAAUGGGAAGUGAGCCUGAGUUGGAGGGUGUGGGCAGCUGAUGUGGGCUCCUGGGAACCUGUGCUGUGUGCUGUCCUGCUAGCUUCCCAGCGGGGACAGUACUCCAUUCCUCUCCAACCCAGAGGCCCAGCCUUGCCCCAGGCUGGCCACUUCUGAAGCCCCCGAUGCCAUGGAGGAGUGGGAUGUGCCCCAAAUGAAGAAGGAGGUUGAAAGCCUCAAGUACCAGCUGGCCUUCAAGAGGGAGCUGUCCUCCAAGACCAUCCCUGAGCUCCUCAAGUGGAUCGAGGAUGGGAUCCCCAAGGACCCCUUCCUAAACCCUGAGCUGAUGAAGAACAACCCAUGGGUGGAAAAGGGCAAGUGCGCCAUCCUGUGAGGCCCACAGCCCAGGCCCCCGCCUCUGUGAAGACAACAGCAGUAAAGGUGUGACUUUUUAUAAAGACUUUUCAGGGUG